This is a messenger RNA of Sorghum bicolor (sorghum), 3644 nucleotides long. RefSeq lists its product as uncharacterized. The coding region runs from base 80 to 937 and encodes 285 amino acids. The transcript is spliced from 2 exons. Gene Ontology annotation, molecular function: polysaccharide binding. NCBI's taxonomy places the organism in Eukaryota, Viridiplantae, Streptophyta, Magnoliopsida, Poales, Poaceae. The record is from RefSeq and is a predicted model, not a curated record.
UCACGCCGCACACAGUGCUCGCCGAAUAAACCAGAACCACCCUCCAGGUCUCUCCCUCGGCUCAGCAUUCACACGCGCGAUGGCUCCUCUGCUCCUGCUCCAGCUCCUCCUCCUCCCCAUCCAGCUCGUCCUCGCCGCCGUAGCCGAUGCGCUCCCCGAUUCCUGCGCCAAAGCCACAUGCGCCGGCCACGACAUCCACUACCCGUUCUGGCUCAACUCCUCUACGCCCAACUGCGUCUACCCCGCCGGGAUCAGCAUCGGCCUUAUCUGCCAGGACAACUCCACGCUGAUCCUCCCCCUCAAGACCCACAGAUACAUAGUGCUCAGCAUCGACUACAAGACGCACACCGUCCUCGUCUCCGACGCCGACAUCGCCGACAAGUACGCGGCCGGCGGCUGCCCGCGCCUCCACGUGAACCUCACCAUCGACACCGCCUGGCUGUGGCUCGCGCCCUCCGACUCCAACAUCACCUUCCUCUACAGCUGCAAGAAGAACAUUACCCUGUCAUCGGCCGUGGAGCUGAGUGGGUGCCAGCAACAGCUAGAAUACGGCAACAGGUCGUACGUGCUGCGGGACGGUGGGAUCACGGGCGCCGAGGCGUACGAGUACGAGUGCGAGGAGGUGGUGGUGGCGCCGGUGCUGGAUGCUCACAAGAAGGCAAUCGUGGGCGCGUCUGGCGCCCCGCCUCCGGGGAACGGAUCGUUCCAUGAGGUGCUGCAGGGCGGGUUCGAGCUGAACUACGACACCCACAACCACCAGUGCGACCGGUGCGAGGGCUCCGGCGGAUGGUGCGGCUACCAGCGCAACGAGACGCACGCCGGCGGCAUGAUGAGGUUCACCUGUUUCUGCGACGGCGGCCCGACCACGGAUCGAUGCGGUACACCAUAUUUUUUUUGUAGGGACACAUCAACAAAUUUAAUGUUCAUAAAACUUUAAUGAAAUACCAUUGAGACUAGCCUGAGGAUGGAUCUGCCACUUUCUCUUCCAACAUCGACAAGCGUGUAGGAGGCGGCUAACCUCCUUGCCCCAUCUAAUGUGCCGCUGAAGACAACCACUUUGAAUCAACAAAGUUUUUUUUUGUGAAUUUGAACCAAAGAAGGUUGAAGACAAGGGCGAAAUACUCAUUUCCCCAUGUUCUAUCUUCAUGAGUACGAGAAACUAAUAAAAUAAUAAGUGUGAUGUGUUUGGCAAAAAUUACACGAUUUCAUAAUGAUACUAGAUAAAUUUUUGAGUUAAAAGUGUCCGUCAACAAAUAUCAUGUUUCUCUGAUGCCCCUGAGUAAAACAUGGACAUGAAAAAAAAGCAGCUUGUCCUAGCUCCUUUCUCGCUCUGGUGAGUCCCGUCGUGGCCAUGGUCAGAUUUGCUCUCAUAUGAACAUAAACGCUGGUGUUCAUGGACAUGGCCGCUAGGGCACGCGCGCGUUGUGAGCUUUCGGGGUGGGGGACAUAGGGGCAGCAAGCCCAGAGCAUAGGAGCAUCGGGAGAGGUGUGGGGAAGAAAGAUGGGUCGUGUGGAAGAAAGAGAUAAGAAAAAAAAAGAAAAUAAUAAAAGAUAGAGGCAUUAUGAUCAUUUCAAUUUUUUAUAAGGAGCUAUUUUGUCAAACGUUUUAACAAAACAACUUAACUUAACUUUAUUAGUGAAGCUAUAGUGCAGGAAAAAGAAACUACUCCGCCAAUGAAGUAGGGCUGUGCUAAAUGGACCUUGACACUCUGUCAGGGGUCAUCAAUUGGAUCUGGGGGAAAAUGGCCCAAUUGGGACAGGCCGUAGUUUGGUCCACCAAGGCUAACCCGUUGGGCCAUAAAAAAAAAGCCAACCUGUCGUACACUAUAGGCGGGCUUAGGCCGAAAUCUAAAGCCUAAACCAGGCAUGAACUAAAUUUGGCUCAGAUUGUUACAUGUAUGUAAAUUUAGUUGGCCUUAGUGUAUUUGGUUUAGUGCCUAAGCUGGUCAAGUCAAAUUUAGGGCCCAUUUGAAUAAGCUUGGUUCCUAGUUACGGCUAAAAAAUAGCUUAAGUUUAUUGUGGUUGGAUAGCUAAUAUUUUUUUUGGCUAAUAGUUGAAGACUUAUUAAAAAUUAGCUCACCUAUUAACUUUUCUGUUGAGAUAUAUUAGAGCUAAUUUUUAAAAAUUUCUAGCCAGCUAGCAAUUCGCCUAAACAGUGUCUUUAAUCUGAAGCCCAUGCUUCCGGGCGAUCGAGGUUGUUCUACUGCACUAGGAGCCAGCCAAAAGACUUGACUCGAAGAGCAUAGCUUUGGCAACGAAGUCACGGUGAUUGCAAACUGAUCCAUCCCGGUCCCAGGUGGACGAUCGGUAGACCGUAGACCUGACGGGCAGAGAGGCGACUCUCUUCAUCCCGGGUGAAAUGAACGUAGUUUCGUGGAAAGAGCGAGGAUAUGCUACUAGUGAAGUACACGAACAAUAGAAAAGUGUGCAAACAUGGAAACACCUACCGCACUAGCGGGGUCAUUUAAAAGUCACUGGUGGCAUUAGGAAGAUCACCUCUACGGCAUGUUUAACACAGCUCAUAAUAGUUUCAUAAGUUGAGUUUUUUUUUUUUUUGCCAAACACUCUUUUAUAAAAACAAUUUUAUGGCUGUUUUUCUUCUCCUCUUAUAAAGACAUGAGUUAUAAUGAAGCUGAAAAAAGUAGUUUAUUUUAGCUCUCUUCCUUAUUUUUAUUCUUUUAUCUAUGCACAAAGUUGUUGAUGAAGAUAUUUUGUCAAACAACUUUUUUCAAAACAGCUCAGCUUCACUUAGAAAGUUGCUCAUAAAAUUGUUUUUUUUAAAAACGAUUUUACUAGUAAAGCUGAGUCCUACUAAUAAAUAGGGUCUACAUCUUUUCUGGUUUCUCAAUUCGACUCAGUCUUGCUAUAUAAUGUGUGCCACUAAGGCAGAAGGCACCUUUACCGUCAGACUCCCGCUUUUUAUUUUGUCAAUGGAUUUAAUGUGAAAACAGAGACUUGACUUGUGACCUCUCAGGCCGAACAAUUUUUCCUUACAAAUUGGUAUCACGAAAUCUGACAAGUGACAACACAGAUAGAGCCGGUGUUCAUAUGGAAGCAACUAUGUGACGUUAAGAGUCUAUUUGGUAGAAUUCUAAGAGAAAUCUAUAACUAUAUGAUGUUAAGAGUUUAUUUGACAGAACUAGUUGGGUUGGGCAACAAAAAUGAUUAGGUCAAAAUCUCUAGUUUGAAUUCGACCCAAGGCACUGGUGGCUUGGAUCUAGCUAUUUCAUAAAGUUAUCUUGCUUUAGGUUGAGAUAUGGGUCGAAAAUCAUUGUUUGAAUUUGACCCGAUAUACUGGUGGGUUAGGGUUUUUUUUGAACGGAUGGCCCAUAAACACAAUAGACUUUUAUAAAUAGUAUUUUAUUGAUAUAAUGAUUUUGUGAAAUGGUUUUUUGAAAUCAAUAAAAAAAGUUGUAAGCUGGAAAUUAACUGCUCCUGAUUCUUUAUUUUUUUGUCCAUGGAGUAUAUCAAAAAAAAAAGUGACACUUUCGGACAGAGGAUUAUUUCUCUAUGAAAGCCACUUUCCCGUACAGGAUCAAAAGCAAAAUGAGCUCCUAGGAAACCCAAUUGGGAGCACCGGUUCAUCAAUUAAAAAGAUGUGAUUCUAGAAAAGGAAUAGAAAAAACAUCUCGUGAGUGAAGACU